Physcomitrium patens is the source of this 1802-nucleotide messenger RNA. Its product is annotated as pyruvate dehydrogenase E1 component subunit beta. The record is from RefSeq and is a predicted model, not a curated record. NCBI's taxonomy places the organism in Eukaryota, Viridiplantae, Streptophyta, Bryopsida, Funariales, Funariaceae.
UCCCUUUCACAAGACAGAAGAAGACUUGAACAAACUAUCUCCAAACGCUGAGGUUGCGUCGAUUCCUCGUUGUUUUUUCUCGUUUCAUUGUCUCGGAUUUGGGUUGCGCUCGGCUUGGUUUCCUCCGCUCCGCUUGUCCUCGCAGGAUGGCAAUGGCUGCAGCAGCUCCCACUGUGCCCAUCUGCCAUGGCCGCCGUGCCUCGCCUUGCUCCUCCAAACAGGUUUCCGUGAGCGUGAGCGUUGCGAUGCGCGCUUGGGCGUCGAAGUCGUCGUCAUUGUCGUCUUCCUCGAGCAAGUCGCCUCGUCUGGUGGCUGCGCACGCCACUGCCGUCGCGACCAAGGAGGCUGCGUCGACUACUUCGUCGAGCCAGGGAGGACACGAACUUUUGAUGUUCGAGGCCUUACGCGAGGGGCUGAGCGAGGAGAUGGAGCGAGACCCGAAGGUGUGUGUGAUUGGAGAGGACGUCGGGGACUACGGGGGCUCAUACAAGGUGACAAAAGGGUUCAGUGAGAAGUUUGGUUCUUGGCGGGUCCUGGACACGCCCAUCGCGGAGAAUUCUUUCACCGGAAUGGCUAUUGGGUCAGCCAUGACGGGCCUGAGGCCCGUGGUUGAGGGGAUGAACAUGGGUUUUCUGCUGCUGGCGUAUAACCAAAUCGCUAACAAUUGUGGGAUGCUGCACUACACGUCGGGUGGGCAAUUCACCAUUCCCAUCGUGAUCCGCGGGCCUGGAGGUGUGGGCAGGCAGCUGGGUGCGGAGCACUCGCAGCGGCUGGAGUCAUACUUCCAGUCGGUGCCGGGGCUGCAGAUGGUAGCAUGCUCUACGCCUUAUAACGCCAAGGGGUUGAUGAAGGCUGCCAUCCGGUGCGAGAACCCAGUGAUAUUAUACGAGCACGUGCUGCUGUACAACCUGAAAGAGAAGAUUCCCGACGAGGAGUACGUGUGCUGCCUGGAGGAGGCCGAGAUGGUGCGCCCGGGCACUGAAAUCACCAUCUUGACAUACUCUAGGAUGAGAUAUCACGUGACACAGGCUGCGAAGACCCUGGUGGACAGGGGAUACGACCCAGAGAUCAUCGACAUCCGGUCGCUGAAGCCAUUUGACAUGUACACAAUCGGAGAGUCGGUGAGGAAGACGCACCGGGUGCUGAUUGUAGAGGAGUGUAUGCGGACGGGAGGCAUCGGUGCGAGUUUGAGGUCAGCGAUCAUGGAGAGCUUUUGGGAUGAGCUGGACGGGCCGAUUGGGUGUCUGUCGUCGCAGGACGUUCCAACGCCGUACUCGGGUCCUCUGGAAGAGCUCACGGUGGUACAGCCUCACCAGAUAGUGACGGCUGUGGAGAACUUGUGUGGGAAGAAGUGAAUCUGAGCGCGGCAUCCAACGUACUUCGGUAGAUUCAGGCCGAGGGGUGUUUUAGAGUGUAUUUGAUUCACAGAUGGCAGGUUGGUGCAGCUAGUGGCAGGUUGAUUUAACUCUUUGUUCGUCAAAAAAAAACAAGAUUUUUACGGAGAAGUCUCAGUAGACCUGUGCUGGACAUCUUCCUGAUAGCGGAAAUUGCAUAGGUAGAAGUUUCUCCACUGAUAGUUACCCGAAGUAAAUAGCGCUUAUGGUUAGAAGCCCCUACCUUUCACUUAUAACAUAGAAGUUAAGAUUAUUGUAGUGGAUUCAUUUUAGGCCGUAAGGUUAUAGGAGAUGAGUAGAAUCAGUCUUAUGUGAGCACUUAUGGUUGCCACUUGUGUUGGUAUUACUUCUUUGAUAUACAUGUUUAGAUAAAUUUAUGCUGCUGCCUUUAUGGGGUUGUUUUGUGAA